This is a messenger RNA of Caenorhabditis elegans, 832 nucleotides long. Lineage: Eukaryota; Metazoa; Nematoda; Chromadorea; Rhabditida; Rhabditidae. The record is from the annotation of a RefSeq genome assembly.
AUGAGUUCUUUCUCGAAAGAAUUUGUGAUGACUCAAAAAGUGAAAAAUAUUUCCACUUUGAAAAAGAAGAAGUCCGUCUAACUCCAGAAGAGCAGUAUUUUGGAUUCCCCUGGAGGAUCAAGCUUGCGCGCGAAGGAACCCAACUACAUGUAUUCUUCAGUUUUCUAGCCUCACGUACAACUGACCAAUCUGUACACAUACAAUUCAGUACCAAGUUGAUGAGACCCACUGGUGAAAGCAUAUCGCAAAGCUCAGAAGUUUGCUUGCUGGGCGGCGAGAGACAGAAAUACGGCUUCGGAUUUUGUUUUCCAUGGGAGAAAUUGGUGAAGGAGCUUGUAGUUGAGGAUUGUUUGGUUGUUGAAGUUUGCGCGCACAUCCUCGACACUAGUGGGUUCGAGAAGAAGGAGAAGCUCCGCAACUUUGAUGAAUCUAUGAAGGAGUUUUCGGAUGUUGUGCUGGUGGUGAAGGAUGUUAAGUUUUACGUGCUUAAAACGUACCUCGCUGCCCAGUCCAACUACUUCAAAGCCCUGCUUCUUGGCGACUUCGAAGAAGGAAAAAGCCUCGAAGUCACUCUCAACUCUAUCGAUCCCAACGACUUCCAGAACUUCUUAGAAGUUCUCUACGGCCACCACCAGGCUAUCACAAUGAAACAGUGGGAGGAGUUCUCCACAUUGUGGAUAUGUACGAUUCGAAGAUGGUCACCAAGAACUGCGAGGAUUUCUUGAUCAGAACAGGAGGUUCUAAGAUGACGCUGAAGAAGAAAAUGCAGAUGGCUGACCGAUAUCAGUUGGAGAACUUGAAGAGAACAUGCUACAACAACCUGGAAGUUUGA